Molecule: messenger RNA, 282 nt
Organism: Nakaseomyces glabratus
Lineage: Eukaryota; Fungi; Ascomycota; Saccharomycetes; Saccharomycetales; Saccharomycetaceae
Product: non-histone chromosomal protein 6
Molecular function (GO): DNA binding, bending
Source: RefSeq, a predicted model, not a curated record
AUGUCUGAGACAAGAGCCCCAAGAAGAAAGACCACCAGAAGAAAGAAGGACCCAAACGCCCCUAAGCGUGCGCUCAGCGCUUACAUGUUCUUCGCCAACGAGAACAGAGACAUCGUGCGUUCGGAGAACCCCGACGUGACGUUCGGUCAGAUCGGUAGAUUGUUGGGUGAGAGAUGGAAGGCGCUAACCGCCGAGGACAAGCAGCCUUACGAGGCCAAGGCCGAGGCCGACAAGAAGAGAUACGAGUCUGAAAAGGAACUGUAUAACGCCACCCGCGCUUAA